AUGAACAAUCAUUAGUCUAGUUCAUCUAACACAAAGAUUAUUAUAGUUGGAGCAGGAGGAAUUGGCAAAUCAACUUUCAUUUAGUAUUAUGUUAAUGGAAAGUACCUUGUCCCAAACUCAACAGUUUUAUGCGAUUUCUUUGUGAAAUAAGUUAAAUACAAAAGCGAGUAGAUAAGAUUAGAAAUAUGGGAUACAGCUGGAUAGCCAUAAUUUUAAAAUUUAAUUAGUCAGUUUUAUAGAAAUACAAGUGCUGCAAUACUUGCUUUUGAUAUUAAUAACAUUGAGUCAUUACGUAAACUUGAUUUUUACUUUAAUGAUCUCAAUAACUAACUAGGUUAGGAUGUCAUUAAGGUAAUUAUAUCAACCAGAUGUGAUUUAAAGGGUAUGAAAUAUGAUGAAAAAAACAACCCAAUUAAAGCUGUAAGUGAUGAAGAAAUAAAUUAAUAUGUGAAGGAAAAGGGUCUAAAAUAUUUUGAAACAUCUUCUAAAGCAGAUAUAGGAGUAAAAGAUACCUUCAAUUAUAUAAUCGAAGAAAUCUUAAAAAAGCAAUCAAUCGUAGGAACUGAUAAUACUCCAAACAAUAAUAUUUCUCUUAUAGAAUAAAAUUAAUCACAAAAACCUCAGUAAAAAAAAGAGGGAUGCUGCUCAAGUUGA
Messenger RNA from Tetrahymena thermophila SB210, 654 nucleotides. RefSeq names its product small guanosine triphosphatase family Ras-related in brain (Rab) family protein. Gene Ontology annotation, molecular function: GTPase activity; GTP binding. The record is from RefSeq and is a predicted model, not a curated record. The transcript has 2 exons. Lineage: Eukaryota; Ciliophora; Oligohymenophorea; Hymenostomatida; Tetrahymenidae.